Mercurialis annua (annual mercury) is the source of this 1605-nucleotide messenger RNA. RefSeq names its product CDP-diacylglycerol--glycerol-3-phosphate 3-phosphatidyltransferase 2-like. NCBI's taxonomy places the organism in Eukaryota, Viridiplantae, Streptophyta, Magnoliopsida, Malpighiales, Euphorbiaceae. Gene Ontology annotation, molecular function: CDP-diacylglycerol-glycerol-3-phosphate 3-phosphatidyltransferase activity. Gene Ontology annotation, biological process: glycerophospholipid biosynthetic process. Bases 68 to 1165 code for a protein of 365 amino acids. The record is from RefSeq and is a predicted model, not a curated record. The transcript has 7 exons. Gene Ontology annotation, cellular component: membrane; chloroplast envelope.
AAAUUACCAAUUGAACCAAAUCCUUAAACAAAUCAAAUUUAAUUACAACUCAACAACUUUCACUUCCAUGGCAGUCCUCAAGCUAACUACUACAGCAGCUUCAUUCUACGGCACCAAACCCUACAACUGGGCCCGCCCAAUCACCACCACCACCUCCGCCGUAACAACCACCGCCGCCUCCAACACUCCCACUUCACUCUCAUUAGUACAAAAAUCCUCCAAAAAUAGCAACGCUACAAUAACAACUAAUUGGCGCACGAUAACACCCUGCGCACACCUCUCUUAUAAUAGCAAACCCACCACUCCCAAUUUAUUAUUUUUAGGGUUUUUUUCUUUUCGUGGCCAUAACCGUUUCUCUUCUAAUUCUUCUUCGUCGUCAUCAUUUUCUUCCUCUGAUAAAUUAUCCGGAUCCGAUUCGCCUUCCUCCGGGUCGGGUCUUGUUGCCGAUAUGGGCUCCGAGAACAAGAUUCAUGACGCUGAUUGGUACCAGAGCAACGAUAAUGAUAAAAAUAAUAACAAUAGUCAUUUAAAUGGGCAAAAAUGUCCACCUCAUAAACAAGAUUCUUCCUCUAAAUUUCUUACAUUGCCUACUAUUCUAACCCUAGGUCGGGUCGCCGCCGUGCCGCUUCUAAUUUGCACUUUUUAUCUGGAUAGUUGGUGGGGGAGAACUGCUACAACAAGUAUCUUUAUUGUUGCAGCAAUAACUGAUUGGCUCGAUGGAUACCUUGCUCGAAAGAUGAGGCUAGGCUCUGCUUUUGGUGCAUUUUUGGAUCCAGUGGCUGAUAAACUUAUGGUUGCUGCUACCUUGGUCUUGUUGUGUACCAAACCUUUGGAAGUUGCAAUCUUCGGACAAGUGCCAUGGCUACUCACUAUACCUGCAAUUGCUAUAAUUGGUCGGGAGAUAACCAUGUCGGCAGUUAGAGAAUGGGCUGCAUCACAGAAUACUAAACUAUUAGAGGCUGUUGCUGUAAAUAACUUAGGGAAGUGGAAAACUGCGACGCAGAUGAUUGCGCUAAUCAUCCUCUUAGCUGCCAGAGACAGCAGUCUCGGAGGGCCACAAAUUUUUGUUGCUUCUGGUGUUGCAUUGCUUUAUAUCUCAGCAGGACUUUCUGUAUGGUCAUUAGCUGUAUAUAUGAGUAAGAUAUGGAGAGUGUUGCUUAAGUAGAGUGCUCGACUCGCUGGGUGCAUUUUCUCCAUGCCAAGGAUAAGGAUGCGUCGGUGUAGGGCCAUUUUGCUUCACAGAUUUCCUGUUUGGCGACUAUUCUCGUAGAAGAGAGGUUGAGAUGGUUUCGGAAGCUGUUCUCUAAUCGGAGAAAUCCACAUAUUUAGGUUUCUUGUAGCCAGAAUUUAUAUUGGCGGAGGCUAUAUAUCAGGCCUGGCCGGGCCAAUUUGAUUAUGUUAGCAUGUAGCUGACCGGACAAAAAGUCUCCCUUUCCAAUUUUUUUAGUAAGAGCCAAUGGUCUUAUAGGGCAUAUUUUACAGCUACAUGUAUUAUUAGUGAUUUAGUUACUGAUGGAGGUACAGAAAAUAUCAUUAUUUAGUCAAAUAUGUACACAAAAUAAAGAAUUAAACUUUAAUAUUUUGCAGUUAUAAGCUUUUACAAGA